CUCUCUCUCUCUAGUUCAUAGCUUCACAUGGCGGAGCUUUUCAUUGCUGUGAUCUUAGUCCUCUGCGUUUUGGUACUGUCAUGGGCCUGGAGUGUGCUGUAUUCAAUAUGGUGGAGGCCCAUGAAGUUGGAGAAAUGCUUCAGGGAACAGGGAAUCGAAGGCCCUCCACGCAUAUGGCUUCAUGGGAACCUGAAAGACGAGGUGAGGAUGAGGAAUGAAGCUUUGUCCAAGCCCAUGAAUCUCUCCCACGACAUCGCGCCACGUGUUGUUCCCUUUGUUCAUCAGACCAUAGAGAAGUAUGGGAAUAUGUCAGUAACAUGGUUUGGAAGAACUCCCAGGAUAAAUGUUAUGGACCCAGAUUUAAUAAAGGAUAUUCUUUCCAACAAAUUUGGACAAUUUGAAAAGCCCAAAUCCAAUCCACUCAUCAGGUUGUUCGUAGAUGGGCUUGUAAGCCACGAGGGAGAAAAGUGGGCCAAACAUAGAAGGAUCAUCAACCCUGCAUUCCAUAUAGAGAAGUUAAAGAGGAUGCUACCAGCAUUUUAUACAAGCUGUUUUGAGAUGAUUACAAAAUGGGAGAAACUGGUUGCCUUGGAAGGUUCCUGUGAAUUGGAUAUAUGGCCUGAGCUCCAAAAUUUAACUGGAGAUGUCAUUUCUAGGACAGCAUUCGGUAGCAGUUAUGAUGAAGGCAGGAGAAUAUUUCAACUUCAAAAUGAACAAGCUAAGAUUGUUAUGGAUGUUGCCUUGUCCAUAUACAUACCAGGUUACAGAUUGCUACCAACAAAAAGGAACAAUAGGAUGAAGGAAAUUGACAGAGAAGUGAGAGGUCUACUGAGAAGAAUCGUCAAUAAGAGAGAGAAGGCUAUAAAGCUAGGGGAGGCUAGUAAAGAUGACUUACUAGGCUUACUUCUAGAAUCCAAUUUUAAGGAGAUUCGAGAACAUGGCAAUGAAAAGAACAUAGGCAUGAACGUUGAUGAAGUGAUAGAGGAAUGCAAACUAUUUUACUUUGCAGGACAAGAGACAACAUCAAAUUUGCUUGUGUGGACCAUGGUUGUAUUGAGUAUGCAUCCAGAGUGGCAAAUGCGUGCAAGGGAAGAAGUGUUGCAAUCCUUUGGAAAAGAUAAGCCGGAUUUUGAUGGGAUAAACCAUUUGAAAGUUGUAUCCAUGAUCCUGUAUGAAGUUCUUAGAUUAUAUCCACCAGCAGUUGCGCUUACUAGGCAGACUUACAAGAAGGUGAAAUUAGGAGAUGUCUAUUUGCCUCCUAGAGUAGAACUCUCGUUGCCCACAAUUCUCAUCCAUCACAGUAGAGAACUAUGGGGCGAAGAUGCGCAAGAAUUUAAACCAGAGAGGUUUUUAGGAGGAGUUUCAAAGGCAGCAAAUAAUCAAGUCUCGUUCAUCCCAUUUGGUUGGGGUCCUCGGAUAUGCAUAGGCCAAAACUUUGCCAUGAUAGAAGCAAAGAUGGCAUUGGCCUUGAUUUUACAACAUUUUUCAUUUGAGCUCUCCCCCUCUUAUGCUCAUGCUCCUUGUACUAUCAUAACUCUUCAACCUCAAUAUGGGGCCCAAAUCAUCUUACAUAAACUAUGAUAUGUAGAGAUAAAGAGAGUUAGCUGAGAGGGCUAUUUCUAUUUAUUUACCUCUUGUUGUAUUUUAUUUUCUUCUUGUACACUAUCUUCUCUUGUACUCUAAGGACAAUUUGGUCUUUUUACUUUUUAAUAUAAAUUUCUCUCUUAGGGUGUCGAGCUCCAUAUUGGACACACCUACA
Molecule: messenger RNA, 1759 nt
Organism: Nelumbo nucifera (sacred lotus)
Lineage: Eukaryota; Viridiplantae; Streptophyta; Magnoliopsida; Proteales; Nelumbonaceae
Product: cytochrome P450 CYP72A616-like
Molecular function (GO): oxidoreductase activity, acting on paired donors, with incorporation or reduction of molecular oxygen; monooxygenase activity; heme binding
Source: RefSeq, a predicted model, not a curated record